Molecule: messenger RNA, 1722 nt
Organism: Pseudomassariella vexata
Lineage: Eukaryota; Fungi; Ascomycota; Sordariomycetes; Amphisphaeriales; Pseudomassariaceae
Exons: 3
Coding region: 1-1722 (573 amino acids)
Molecular function (GO): flavin adenine dinucleotide binding; oxidoreductase activity, acting on CH-OH group of donors
Source: RefSeq, a predicted model, not a curated record
AUGGCCAACUGCUCGCUCGAAACAUACGACUACAUCAUAGCUGGUGCUGGAACCAGCGGCCUCGUCAUCGCCAACCACCUAUCCACUGAUCCCUCCACCAUAGUAGCCAUCAUCGAGACCGGCGAAAACGUCCGCAACAACCCCAACGUGACCUCCCCCCUGGAUUAUCUGGCAGCCUUCAAUACCUCCAUCGACUGGCAGUACGACAUUCCCGCGCAGCCCGGCGCCGGUGGGAGGGAGAUGAUGUACCACGCCGGCAAGGCCAUUGGCGGGACUAGUACUAUCAAUGGUAUGACGUACAUCCGCGGGGAUAAGCCGGAGAUCGAUGUAUGGGAGGCGCUGGGGAGUGAGGGGUGGAAUUGGGAGAAUUUGUGGCCUUAUUACAAGAAGGUCGAAGACUUGACUCCGCCGACGGAGGAGCAAGUCGCGGUGGGGGCGUCGUAUGUGUCGGAGUUCCAUGGCCGGGAUGGGUUGUUGAAGACGGGAUUUCCGUAUGAGUUGAUGAACGGGUCAUUUCAUGAGACGGCGCGGCAGAGCUGGGAGAGUUUGGGGUAUCCGCUGAAUCCGGACAUGAAUGGGGGUGAUGUACGUGGGUUUAGCGUCUGGCCGAUGACGGUAGAUCGGGAUGCGGAUGUGAGGGAGGAUGCGGCGAGGGCGUUUUAUUAUCCAUUUGAAGAACGGCCGAACUUGAAAAUCAUUAAGGGGGCGGUGAAGAGGGUCAUUUGGAAAGAAUCGACCAAGAAAUGCCGCGAUGUUGUGGCCCAGGGGGUCGAAUAUCUGACUCAGGAUGGAGAAGUUGUGUCGGCUGUAGCUAAAAGGGAGGUCAUCUUAUCUGCCGGUGCAGUACGGACACCUCUCAUCCUUGAACUCUCCGGAGUAGGAUCGCAAAGGCUUCUCGCCAAAUACGGCAUCGAAACCGUCAUCGACCUCCCAGGCGUCGGUGAAAACUUACAAGACCAACCCCUAGCGUUCCUGAGCUACAGCGGCGACACCGGUAGUACAUCCGGCAUCGCCCCCUUCGCGACCUUCAUCAACGGGUACGACAUGUUUGGCAACGAAACAGCCGCCAUCGCCAAGUCCACCAAAGCGAGCCUAGCUUCCUGGGCAGCUGAGGUAUUCGCCGCCAACGACGGCAUCAUCAGCGCGGAGGCACUGGAGAAAGUAUUCAACAUCCAACACGACCUGAUUUUCAACAAGAACGUGACAAUUGGCGAGAUCCUCACGACCCUUUCGGCGGGACACUAUGUUGGGGUCUUCUGGCCGUUACUCCCAUUUUCAAGAGGUAGCGUGCAUCUGAAGUCUACCGAUGCGAUUGACGAUCCCGUCAUCGAUCCCAACUACCUUCUUCUCGACUUUGACCUCGCCAUGGCGACGGGCACGGGAAGGGUCGCGCAGAGUCUGUUUAACCAGGAGCCCAUCAGCGAGCGCAUCACUGGCAAUGUGCUCCCAGGAGAGGAAGCCUUACCCCGGAACGCGACCGACUCGCAAUGGAAAGACUUUCUCGUCGGCCAGAUUUCACCAAACCACCACGCACUGGGCACAGCCUCUAUGAUGUUGCGAGAGCUAGGAGGAGUUGUCGAUUCGAAGCUGAAAGUAUACGGUACCAAGAAUGUUCGAGUUGUCGACGCAUCAGUUAUCCCAUUGCAGAUAAGUGGGCAUUUGACCUCCACACUGUAUGCAGUAGCCGAGAGGGCAUCGGAAAUAAUCAUGGGCUCUUCGUAG